GUGACUCCGAGUCCCAUAAGCUUGUAAUGUCUAUCCUGUACCUUGUCUAUGGUUGGUGGUCCUGUACCUACGUAUCGAUAUGAGAAUGUCAAAUUAAAGUGAAAAUAUCAUUUGGUAUUGACAUCUGUUCUUGAAACGAUUGUUUACGUUUAGUAAGACGUCGAGAGUUUAAUUAAAAUGACUUCACCUGCUGCACCAAAGGUUGCAGUUGUACAGUCUAUACAAGAAUAUAGUAUACGAGUACCAAAAAAUAAUAAAAAGAAGCACAAUGUAAUGAGAUUUAACGCAACAUUAAAUGUUGAUUUUUCAAAAUGGUCACAAGUGAAAAUGGAACGUGAAAAUAAUAUGAAAGAAUAUAAAGGAAUAGAAGAAGAAAUGCCAAAAUUUGGUGCUGGAUCUGAAUUUGGACGAGAUGCCAGAGAAGAAGCCAGAAGGAAAAAAUUUGGUAUUACCAGUAGAAAAUACAAACCAGAGGAUCAGCCAUGGAUUCUUAAAUCUGGUGGAAAAACUGGGAAGAAGUUUAAAGGAAUAAGAGAAGGUGGUGUGAGUGAAAAUGCUGCUUAUUAUGUUUUUACACAUGCUGCUGAUGGAGCCAUAGAAGCUUUUCCACUACAUGAAUGGUAUAAUUUCCAACCUAUUCAGAGGUAUAAAGCAUUGAGUGCAGAAGAAGCAGAACAGGAAUUUAGUCGUAGGAAUAAAGUAAUGAAUUAUUUUUCACUAAUGUUGCGUAAGAGGCUUAGAAAUGAUGAAGAAGGAGCAGAUGAUGAAGAAAUAAUGGAAGGUGGAAAGGGUAAAAAGCCAAAUAAAAAAGAAAAAGAUUUGAAAAUAUCUGAGAUGGAUGAGUGGAUGGAUAGUGAUGAUGACGAUUCUGCUAGUGAUGAUGAAGAAACUAAGAAAAACUCUGAUGAUGAAGAGGACAAUAAAAAGAAGAAAGGCAAAGUUGUUUCUCAGAAAAAGAAACGGAAAGAAAAAGCAUCAGAUGACGAAGCGUUUGAAGAAAGUGAUGAUGGUGAUGAAGAAGGUAGAGAGUGUGAUUAUAUUUCUGAUUCCUCUGAUUCUGGAUCAGAAUUGGAACAACAAAAAGAAAUUAAGUCGGUUGCUGAAGAAGAUGCAUUAAGAAAAUUGCUUGCAUCUGAUGAGGAAGAAGAUGAGGAAGAGCAAGCAGAUAAAAAGGAUGGUGACGAAGACAAAGACGAAGAGGAUGAAAAUAAAGAAAAAGAAGAUAAGGAUAAGGAUAAGAAUAGUAAAGAUUCUGAGAAAAAGAAAGAUAAGAAAAAGAAGAAAAAGCUGUCUAAGAAGAAAGAUCUGAAGAAAGCUUCAGGAAAGGAUUCAUCUAGUGACUUUUCUAGUGAUUCAGGCUCAGAAUCUGAUACGGUCAAAGAAAAAGAUAAUAAGAAAUCGAAUAGUGCACAUAGCUCAAGAUCCGCAACUCCGACACCUGUUGUGGCUGGAAUGUCAGAUCCCCUAAAGAGAAAACAAUCUGGUUCCCCGGAUUUGUCACAAGCGAAAAAAUUGAAAUUAGAUAAUUUCAAUUUGGUACCAGUGAGUUCGUACAUACCAGGAGCUAGUGAAUCUGGAAUUACGGAAGAUGCGGUUAGACGUUAUCUUAUGCGUAAACCAAUGACAACUACAGAACUUUUGCAGAAGUUUAAGUCAAAAAAGACUGGACUUACUUCUGAACAAUUAGUAAAUGUAAUGACUCAGAUACUGAAAAAAAUUAAUCCUACCAAACAGACAAUAAAGAAUAAAAUGUAUUUAUCUAUUAAAACACAAUCCAAUUGAUAUUAGUACAAUUGUUUGCACAUGUUAUAUCAAUAUUUAUUUUGUCUAUGGCAAAAAACUAGGUAUUUGUAAGAUAAU
This is a messenger RNA of Nomia melanderi (Alkali bee), 1860 nucleotides long. It is a transcript of the gene TfIIFalpha, whose product is annotated as transcription factor IIFalpha. NCBI's taxonomy places the organism in Eukaryota, Metazoa, Arthropoda, Insecta, Hymenoptera, Halictidae. The record is from RefSeq and is a predicted model, not a curated record. Gene Ontology annotation, cellular component: nucleus; transcription factor TFIIF complex. Gene Ontology annotation, molecular function: TFIIF-class transcription factor complex binding; RNA polymerase II general transcription initiation factor activity; DNA binding. Gene Ontology annotation, biological process: positive regulation of transcription elongation by RNA polymerase II; transcription initiation at RNA polymerase II promoter.